Molecule: messenger RNA, 507 nt
Organism: Gossypium arboreum
Lineage: Eukaryota; Viridiplantae; Streptophyta; Magnoliopsida; Malvales; Malvaceae
Product: receptor-like protein EIX1
Exons: 1
Coding region: 10-402 (130 amino acids)
Molecular function (GO): protein binding
Source: RefSeq, a predicted model, not a curated record
UGGAAAUUCAUGGGAAGAAUCAUCACUGAAAACCAUUUCUGGAUCCUCUCGAGAUUAUACCGUUUUGCUUCAUCAUCCAUAAGCAAAUCUGUAAUGUUCAACUUGAGUCGAGACUGGGUACCUUCUUACAGUCUAUCUGAAAUCACUGUCCGUAAUUGCCAACUGGGUCCUGGUUUUCCGACAUGGCUCAGAACUCAAGUUGAAGCUUCUCAACUCACACUGUCUGUUGCUGGGAUUUCAGACAUGAUACCUGUUUGGUUUUGGAACCUAACUUCUAGCCUUUGGUGGGUGGAAUUGGAUCUUUCGGAUAACCAAUUCAGGGGAAAGCUUCCCGGUUCAGUUAGCUUUGGUUAUAAUAUCGGAGCAUGGGUAGAUUUAGGAUUCAAUCGCUUGGAAGGUUAAAUACCUUUAUGGCCAGCCGCGUAGCUACGGGCCUAUAUUGGAAAAAUUCUUUAUUUUCUUUUUAAAAUUUUAAAUUAAUAAAGGUUUAACUCUUUAAAAAUAAAA